AUUACAUUUAUCAUCAUAAUAGAGCAAUCCAGAAUAUCGUAGAUAAUUCAAAUUUAUUCUGUGAAAAAAGAAAAAUUUGCCACCCAAAAUUGAAUAUUUCCCUAAAUAAAGAGGUAGAAAAAAAAGUGGUGUGAAAUUGUGAAUGAAAAAACAAGAAGAACGUGUUCUCCUUUUACGUCCACGUUCUCGAUUCCAAUUUCCAACUAAUAAAGAGGAAGGGUAUUUCCGUCAUUUAAAUAUUUUGUAAAAAAAUCUUGUUUGUACCGAAAUCCCAGCGUGGUUACUAGUUACCAAUAUCAAUACCAGAUCGUUACCCAUUUCUCUCUCAGCAUCAGUUUUUGGGUAUUAUGGCGUCUUUGGCAGGGAAGCUUAUGCAGGCUCUUCAGUUUGAUAGCUAUGGCGGAGGAGCUUCUGCUCUAAAGCAUGUUGAGGUUCCAGUGCCUACUCCUAAAAAGAAUGAGAUUUUGGUUAAAAUGGAAGCAUUGGCUCUGAAUCCAGUGGAUUGGAAAAUUCAGAAAGGGAUGUUGCGCCCACUUUUCCCACGCAAAUUCCCCUACAUUCCUGGUACUGAUGUGGCUGGUGAAGUAGUAGAGGUUGGACAAGGAGUCAACAAAUUCAAAGCUGGUGACAAAGUCUUAACAUUUCUUGGCCAAGCCAAUGGAGGUGGACUUGCUGAGUUUGUUGUGGCUGGAGAGAACUUGACAGUGGCUCGGCCGCCUGAAGUUUCAGCAGCUGAAGCUGCAGGCUUGCUUGUUGCUGGCCUCACAGCUCACCAGGCGCUCACUCAAUCAGCCGGGAUCAAGCUUGAUGGGACUGGCGAGCAAAAGAACAUUCUGAUAACUGCAGCCUCUGGUGGUGUGGGUCAGUAUGCUGUUCAAUUGGCCAAGCUUGGAAACACACAUGUUACAGCUACUUGUGGUGCACGCAACAUUGAACUAGUGAAGAGCUUAGGUGCAGAUGAGAUUCUUGACUACAAGACCCCAGAAGGGGCAGCUCUGAAAAGCCCUUCCGGACGAAAAUAUGAUGCUGUGAUCCACUGCGCGACGGGAAUUUCUUGGUCAACUUUUGAGCCUAAUCUGAGUAAGAACGGGAAGGUUAUUGAUAUUACUCCCGGGCCAGCAGCAUUACUUACAUUUGCUCUCAAAAAGGUUACCUUCUCUUCAAAACAAUUAGUACCACUUCUCAUGAGUGCCAAGAGUGAGAAUAUGGAAUAUCUUCUGAAUUUGGUGAAGGAAGGAAAGCUGAAGACAGUGAUUGACUCAAAACAUCCAUUGAGCAAGGCUGAAGAUGCUUGGGCCAAGAGUAUUGAUGGCCAUGCCACUGGGAAGAUCAUUGUGGAGCCUUAAGUACAUGAAAUGCACACAUAUAUAAUUAUAUUGCAAAUCUUGUGUGAUGAUCCAAACACUUUCUCGUUACCAUUAUCUAUUUAAAUGUCUUUCUUGUGAGGACUAUAGUUGUCCCGAUUGUUGGUAUGUAUGUACUAUGUACAGUUUAUUAUAAAGCAUAGAACAUAUUAUUUAUAAAGUAUUUUUACAAGAGUGCAUUUCUUAA
Molecule: messenger RNA, 1551 nt
Organism: Cannabis sativa
Lineage: Eukaryota; Viridiplantae; Streptophyta; Magnoliopsida; Rosales; Cannabaceae
Product: chloroplast envelope quinone oxidoreductase homolog
Exons: 4
Coding region: 348-1346 (332 amino acids)
Molecular function (GO): oxidoreductase activity
Source: RefSeq, a predicted model, not a curated record